Suncus etruscus (white-toothed pygmy shrew) is the source of this 1905-nucleotide messenger RNA. RefSeq names its product solute carrier family 2 member 8 (gene SLC2A8). NCBI's taxonomy places the organism in Eukaryota, Metazoa, Chordata, Mammalia, Eulipotyphla, Soricidae. The coding region runs from base 84 to 1520 and encodes 478 amino acids. The transcript has 10 exons. The record is from RefSeq and is a predicted model, not a curated record. Gene Ontology annotation, molecular function: transmembrane transporter activity. Gene Ontology annotation, cellular component: membrane. Gene Ontology annotation, biological process: transmembrane transport.
CGAAGCCUCUGAUUGGCUGGUCCUCCUGAGCUGAAGGGGGCCUGUGCGGGCCGCGGGGCUCCGAAGCGUUGGCGGCCGCCGACAUGACGCCCGACGAGCCGGAGGAAACGCAGCCGAUCCUGGGGCGGCCGGGCGGCGGCGCCCCCCAAGGCCGCCGCGUCUUCCUCGCCGCCUUCGCCGCCGCCCUGGGCCCGCUCAGCUUCGGCUACGCGCUCGGCUACAGCUCCCCCGCCAUCCCCGGCCUGCGCCGCGCCCGGCCCCCCGCCCCGCACCUGGACGCUGACGCCGCCUCCUGGUUCGGGGCCAUCGUGACCCUGGGCGCUGCCGCAGGGGGUGUGUUGGGCGGCUGGAUGCUGGACCGGGCCGGGCGCAAGCUGAGCCUCCUGCUCUGCACGGUGCCCUUCGUGCUGGGCUUCGCCCUCAUCACCAGCGCCCAGGAUGUGUUGAUGCUCUUCGCCGGCCGCCUCCUCACGGGCCUGGCCUGCGGCGUUGCCUCGCUCGUGGCCCCGGUCUACAUCUCGGAAAUCUCCUACCCGGCUGUACGGGGCCUGCUCGGCUCCUGCGUCCAGCUCAUGGUGGUCACCGGCAUCCUCCUGGCCUACCUGGCAGGCUGGGUUCUGGAGUGGCGCUGGCUGGCCGUGGUGGGCUGCAUACCCCCCUUCUGCAUGCUGCUGCUCAUGUGUUUUAUGCCCGAGACACCCCGCUUCCUGCUGAGCCAGCACAAGCACCAGGAAGCUUCGGCCGCCCUGCAGUUCCUGUGGGGCCCAGGGCAGCACUGGGAAGAGCCCCCCGUUGAGGAUGAGAACCAGGGCUUCCAACUGGACCAGCUGCAGCAGCCCGGAGUCUACAAGCCCUUUGGCAUCGGGGUGGCGCUCAUGGCACUCCAGCAGUUGUCAGGCAUCAAUGCCGUCAUGUUCUACGCAGAAACCAUCUUUGAGGAGGCCAAGUUCAAGAACAGUAGCCUGGCUUCGGUGGUUGUGGGCAUCAUCCAGGUACUAUUCACGGCUGCCGCAGCCCUUGUCAUGGACCGAGCUGGGCGGAAGCUGCUGCUGACCUUGUCAGGUGUGGUGAUGGUACUUAGCACCAGUGCCUUUGGUGCCUACUUCAAGCUGACACAGGGCAGCCCCAGCAACUCCUCUCAUGUGGCCCUGCUGGUGCCCGUCCAUACAGAGCCCACAGACACUGGCACAGGGCUGGCCUGGCUGGCGGUGGGCAGCAUGUGCCUCUUCAUUGCCGGCUUUGCCGUGGGCUGGGGCCCCAUCCCCUGGCUCCUCAUGUCCGAGAUCUUCCCACUGCAUGCGAAGGGCGUGGCCACCGGCGUCUGCGUCCUCACCAACUGGCUCAUGGCCUUCCUGGUGACUAAAGAGUUCAGCAGCCUCAUGCAAGUGCUCCAGCCCUAUGGGGCCUUCUGGUUGGCCUCCGCCUUCUGCGUCCUCGGGGUCCUCUUCACACUGAUCUGUGUUCCUGAAACCAAAGGAAGGACUUUGGAGCAAAUCACAGCUCACUUUGAGGGGCGAUGAUGGCUGCUUCUGGCAAGUAGCUAUCUUCCUAGCUGGGCUCGCUCUGGACUCUGAAGACACACCCUGGGCCUCCAAACUAAGGCCACGGCAGUGCCUAGGCCUCUGCUGACCCUGAAGUCCCUGGGACCCUUGUCCUGGCACUCGCAUCUUCCUGCUCAGCAAACACACCAGGCACCAGGCUUGCAGCGGAUACUGCCAAAAGCAAUGACAGGGAGUAUGAGGGAUGGCCCCGCUCAGCCCACUGCUGGACCAUAAGGGGCACUGCUCCUCCACUUCCCCAGCUCCUCUGGGAGCCCUGUGGGCUGCAGCUUCUGCUAUUCGAGGCUGUGUUAUCUGGAAGGAACGUUGGUUGCCAAAUAAAAACUCAUCAGAACAUCAGGCCCUG